AUAGUCUGUUUAAGUACAGCACAUUAUUUACGGAUUUAAGCUUAAUGAGUUGAGAAUGAGAAGCGUUAGUCGUCAAUAUUUUUUGCUGUUAUUGUUGUUUUUUGUAAAGUUGUGCUUGUCGGAACGAGUCGACGGGGCAAAUUCUUUGGACUUACACAAGAAAGAUGGCAUCGGCGGGGGGGAUGUGAAGGUUGCUACUACUGGGGAAAACAAGCAAACACUCAAAACUAAUAACAAAAAAGAUGGGCUCAGUUCAAAUGACCCACAAAAGGAAGGACAGGCUGUCAGCAACUCCAACGAUACCACAGAAAACUACAGUAAUGAGACCCACCCCUCUACAACUGUUGCCAAGCCAACUACUCCAGCACCAACACCAAAGCCCAUUCUUCCUGUGCAGACGGGGGUGAAGGCCCAAGAGGAAGAGCAGUCCAGUGGGCUGACAAUUUUCUUCAGUCUGCUCGUUAUCGGUAUCUGCAUCAUAUUGGUGCACCUGCUUAUCAAGUUCAAGCUGCAUUUUCUUCCUGAGAGUGUGGCUGUAGUGUCUCUUGGGAUUCUAAUGGGAGGUUUCAUUAAGAUUAUCGAGUUCCAGGAACUGGCCAACUGGAAGGAGGAGGAAAUGUUCCGACCCAACAUGUUCUUCCUUUUGCUUCUGCCACCCAUCAUCUUUGAGUCGGGAUACUCUUUACACAAGGGUAACUUUUUCCAGAACAUUGGCUCCAUCACUCUAUUUGCUGUGAUUGGUACUGCUUUCUCUGCUUUCAUCGUUGGUGGAGGGAUCUAUUUUCUUGGUCAGGCUGAUGUGAUCUAUAAAAUGACUAUGACUGAUAGCUUUGCUUUUGGCUCUCUAAUCUCAGCUGUGGACCCUGUAGCUACUAUCGCCAUAUUUAAUGCUCUCAACGUGGACCCAGUCCUCAACAUGCUGGUAUUUGGGGAGAGUAUCCUCAACGACGCUGUCUCCAUUGUCCUCACCAACACAGCAGAGGGUUUCUUCUCUCGCUCCGACAGCUCCAUGGUAACAGGCUGGGAGACAUUUAUGCAAGCGCUGGGGUAUUUCCUCAAAAUGUUUUUCGGUUCUGCCGCUCUGGGAACCCUCACUGGACUCAUCUCAGCUGUUUUUCUGAAACACUUUGACUUGAGGAAGACUCCAUCACUGGAGUUUGGCAUGAUGAUCAUCUUUGCAUAUCUUCCUUAUGGCCUGGCAGAAGGGAUCAAACUGUCAGGAAUCAUGUCUAUCCUGUUUGCUGGAAUUGUGAUGUCUCACUACACACAUCACAACCUCUCUCCCAUCACUCAGAUCCUCAUGCAGCAGACGCUGCGCACUGUAGCCUUUAUGUGUGAGACGUGUGUGUUUGCAUUUCUCGGCCUCUCCAUCUUCAGCUUCCCACAUAAUUUUGAAAUCUCCUUCGUCAUCUGGUGCAUUGUCCUGGUUCUUCUUGGACGAGCUGUGAACAUCUUCCCGUUGUCGUUCCUGCUGAAUUUCUUCAGAGACCACAAGAUCACGCCCAAAAUGAUGUUCAUCAUGUGGUUUAGUGGGUUGCGCGGUGCGAUCCCAUAUGCUUUGAGCCUUCAUUUGGGCCUGGAGCCCAUUGAGAAGCGUCAGCUCAUUGGCACCACCACUAUCAUCAUUGUGCUCUUCACCAUCCUCUUCCUCGGAGGAGGAACCAUGCCUCUUAUCCGUAUCAUGGACAUCGAGGAAAACCAGUCGAGGCGUAAGAACAAGAAGGACAUUAAUCUCAGCAAGACCCAGAAAAUGGGUAACACCAUCGAGUCAGAGCACCUUUCAGAGCUGACAGAGGAGGAGUAUGAGGCUCACAUCUACCAGAGACAAGAUCUGAAGGGCUUCAUGUGGCUCGAUGCUAAGUAUCUAAACCCCUUCUUCACCCGCAGACUUACCCAAGAGGACUUGUUACACGGCCGGAUCCAGAUGAAGACCCUGACCAAUAAGUGGUACGAGGAGGUCCGCCAGGGGCCAUCAGGGUCUGAAGAUGACGAGGAUGAGGCAGAGCUGCUGUAAACACUCAAAACGCAGACAUUGUGAGUCCUAGGCUGUGGAUGUAACGUGUGAAGGCGAGUUAUAAAUUUAAUUUCCUCACCUGCUUUUUAGCUUAUGUUACAGAGGCGUCUUAGUCAGUGCCUGAAGAAAAUUCCUGCACAUGGUCAAAGUGUGUAAAAUCUUUUGUUUCUUGGGAAAAUGGGAUUUAAAAUUUCUAACACUGGAUUAAGAACGAACAUAUUUUUCAUGUUUGUUUUGAAUGUUUUAUUGUUACCUGCUGAAGAACUGACUGGAAAUCUGUUUGUGAAUGUUUUCCCUGUUUAUUUUAUAUCAAUGGAGUAUUUAGUUUGAGGGGAAAAUGGCAGAGAAACUGUGAUUAAAAAUAUAUAUUUUUUAAGCAACACUACAGCACCUUUUUACUCCUUUCUUCUCCUGUUUUUAUUGGUGCUUGAAGUUUUACUUGGUGUCAAAAAGGCAUAAUAAAAGACCACUUCAGGCACAGCUUUAAAAUGGAUAAUUGGUUUCCAUAUAUUUCUGUUGACCUAUAUUUAAUUUCCUCUGUAUUUCCAUGUUUGUAUUCCUUAAUGAUUCUGAGUUAUUCUAAAAGGAACAUAAAUUCCUACAUAUGUGAAUAUGAUUAAAUCCAAACGAUGAAGGAGCAACGAGACAACCAAGAUAAACGCAGGGAAAAGUCAAUACUAAUCAGG
Molecule: messenger RNA, 2700 nt
Organism: Nematolebias whitei (Rio pearlfish)
Lineage: Eukaryota; Metazoa; Chordata; Actinopteri; Cyprinodontiformes; Rivulidae
Gene: slc9a8
Product: solute carrier family 9 member 8
Exons: 16
Coding region: 56-2014 (652 amino acids)
Biological process (GO): regulation of pH; proton transmembrane transport; sodium ion transport
Cellular component (GO): membrane; Golgi apparatus
Molecular function (GO): sodium:proton antiporter activity
Source: RefSeq, a predicted model, not a curated record